Messenger RNA from Pungitius pungitius (ninespine stickleback), 2862 nucleotides. It is a transcript of the gene fhl3a, whose product is annotated as four and a half LIM domains 3a. Gene Ontology annotation, biological process: actin cytoskeleton organization. The coding region runs from base 654 to 1493 and encodes 279 amino acids. The transcript is spliced from 5 exons. Gene Ontology annotation, cellular component: nucleus; Z disc; stress fiber. Gene Ontology annotation, molecular function: transcription coregulator activity; actin binding. The record is from RefSeq and is a predicted model, not a curated record. NCBI's taxonomy places the organism in Eukaryota, Metazoa, Chordata, Actinopteri, Perciformes, Gasterosteidae.
CUCACAACAUCGUUCCGUCACUUUGUUGUGUGCUCGGUCGUGAUGGAGGGGCCCAUUCUGUGUGUGUGUGUGUGCCACCUUUUGGGGGGGGGGAUUCGUGUUCAAACAGCUCAAACAGUGCCGCAGACACACGCAAAUCCUCACAAACGCUUCGCUGGUUUUCUGUAUCUGCCGCGGUGGUCCGCGCUCAAAUACAUUCGUGGCUCAUAAAUAUUUAUAUGUGUGUGUGUGGGGGGGAGGCUUCACAUGCAGAAAUCCACCCUGCCCGCCAGAAAAGCAUCAGUGCCUUUUCGAGUUUCGAGUUCUGGUGGUGGGUAUAGUGACCGAGUCGGCCACGUUUUCAUCACAAUAAAAGCUAAUAGGUUAUUUUGUGUUGCCUCUCUUGUCGAUCUCUCCUUUUUCCGCUCGCUUUCCACUUGCACGCCACUUUUUUUGAGGCAGGGGGGGGGGGUGGCGUUUGAGCUCAGCUCCAACGCUGGUACACGCCAAAGUAUUUUCAGCGUAAAUACUGGCAGUGAAAGUGUACACUGACAUCCAACUAAAAGGUAACCGGAUCGUUCCUCGGGAAUCUCUUCCCCCUUUUCCUCCCCUGCUUCUUUCCCCUCAUCAUUCAUUUUCCCGCCUCCUGCGUUCCAGGUUUGCAGAUACCCACCAUGGCGGACAGCUUCGACUGCGUCAACUGCAUGGAGUCCUUGUACGGCCGCAAGUACAUCCAGUCGGACGCCAGUCCGUACUGCAUCCCCUGCUACGACAGCCUGUUCUCAAACACCUGCGACGAGUGCAAGGAGCUGAUUGGCCACGACGCCAGGGAGCUCUUCUACGAGGACCGGCACUACCACGAGCACUGCUUCCGCUGCUUCCGCUGCGACCGCUCGUUGGCAGACGAGCCGUUCACCAGCCAGGACGACGCGCUGCUCUGCAACGACUGCUACUGCAACGAGUUCUCCUCCAAGUGCGUGGCCUGCGACAAAGUCGUCAUGCCCGGAACGAGGAAGCUGGAGUACGGCGGCUCCACGUGGCACGAGGGCUGCUUCAUCUGCCACAGCUGCCAGCAGCCAAUCGGCUCAAAGUCUUUCAUCCCCGACAAGGACGAACACUACUGCGUGUCCUGCUACGAGGACAAGUUCGCCCCGCGCUGCACGCGCUGUAAAAAGACGCUGGCCAAAGGCGGCGUGACCUAUCGGGACGAGCCGUGGCACAAGGAGUGCUUUGUCUGCACCAGCUGCAAGACGCAGCUGGCGGGUCAACACUUCACGUCGCGGGACGAGAGCCCCUACUGCCUCAAGUGCUUCGGCAGCCUGUACGCCAAGAAGUGCGAGGCCUGCAGCAAGCCAAUCACAGGUUUCGGGGGAGGAAAGUACGUCUCGUUCGAGGAACGCCAGUGGCACCAGCCGUGCUUCACCUGCUCCCAGUGCUCCGCCUCGCUGGUGGGCGCCGGCUUCUUCCCCGACGGAGAGCGGAUCCUGUGCCGCGACUGCAACGCCGGCCCGUAGAGCGGGUCGCCCCCCCCCCCCCAACGCCACCACCAGCCCUGACUUACCUUACACACCUUUCGUCACACAGCCCCCCCCCCCCCCUCCCCACACCCACCGAGUCCUUACCCAGGAAGGUGACGCAGGCUGACAGAUGCUGCAUCUCAGGUUGUUUUGUAUAUAAAGAGAACUUAAUCCAUGAGUUACUGCCGCAUCGUCUGAACGAAUCACCCCCCCUCCCCCACCCUAAAGAUUGACUUUUAGCGAGUUGAAUUUGUGCGCCAAAGUUUACGAGGGGGGGGGGGGCGCCUGGAGGAUAGCGUUACUUUCGACGUCGCGUGCCUUCGAACCAAAGAGACGCGAAAGGCGAGUCGCUUUGGGAAAAAAACAAACGUGUCGUGUUUUUUUAUGUGAACUAGUCGCGGCUUCAGGGGGACGCAGAGCACUAAAGUACAAAGUGCUAAAGAACAGGCCGCAGACCCCAGUGUGUGUGUCAAAGAGCGCUGGAGGUACCGUUUUUUUUUUUUUUUAACGUUCCUUUUAAUUCGUCUAAUUGACCGACGUAAGAACACGGAAGCGCUUUGCUAGUUACGCUUUGAGCAAAGCAGUCGGUUAACGGUAGUUGUGAUCAUUAAUGUCCUUUGCACUUUUGAUAAGAUAUUCUCUCGCCACCAUGUUAUGUGCACAUAAAAACACAACCAAAAACAACAUGGCACACAGACCACUUUUUCUGUUAUCUGUAACUGCUUCUCCAUUUUGCUGUCGUUUUUUUUUUUACUUGUCGCCAUGAAUCUUUUUGUAUCUUGUGCUCAACGAGCCAGCGAUUAACCCCAAAGUAGCUGAAAUGCCAAGAUUUGCGUCGUAAUUAUUGUGUUACUCCAAACUUUGUGAGUGUUUCAUUUCUCAUUGUUGUUUUGUCAAAUCUCUGUGAAAAGCGAUUAAAAAAAAAAAGAUGUGUAUUUCAUUAUUUUCAGCUUUUGAUGUUGGUCUGUCGGAUGUAAAAAUACAAGUUGGAGAAAACGGCGUCGAGGCGUCGACGGUGUGAACCUUCCGUUAAAAGAAGAAAGAAAAAAAGAUGGUCAUCGACUCGGCUAAAUACUACAUGUAGUUUUAUUGGAGGUCCUAAAUAAAUGUUCACUGACUGAUCUUUUCUGGGCAGUUUUUAUAUUUUGUGAUUUUUGUGUUUGCAGUGAAAUAUCUAUUCCUGGUUUACGAGGUCGUAGUUUUCUCUGGACUUGUGUUUAACUGAAGAAAAACCCUUCUGGUGUGUUUAAAAAUACCUUCUAGGAAAGAUCAGUGUGUGUGUGUGUGUGUGAGAGAGAGAGAGAGAGAGACCCGGACAUAAAACUGUGUGAAAGUGGAGAGAGGAACCAUGUGUGUGUGUGUGUGU